Messenger RNA from Daphnia magna, 3689 nucleotides. RefSeq lists its product as uncharacterized. The transcript is spliced from 17 exons. Lineage: Eukaryota; Metazoa; Arthropoda; Branchiopoda; Diplostraca; Daphniidae. The record is from RefSeq and is a predicted model, not a curated record. Bases 890 to 3400 code for a protein of 836 amino acids. Gene Ontology annotation, cellular component: plasma membrane.
UCUAUUUUUUUGGUGCUGGAAUGCCAACAAGCAUGGCCAGGUCCGGGCGGUCGUGGUAAUACGGCCGUUCGUGGUGCGCUGCGGUAAUGCAGGCACGGGUCGGUAAGACGGUAAUGCGUGAACCCGGAUGGGUAUUUGUGUGUGUAUUUGAUGGUCAGGAAAAUAGACCGAGUCAGUUAUGUCCGAGAAUUUCUUACUGUUGUACCCAAAUCAUACUGUUACCGAGCCACGUCUUUAUGCUUGGUAUAUAUUCUGAUGACAACCUUCGAGAAUAUGCAGCGAAAAAACGUCAACACUUCCAUUUCGAGACCAGUAGCUUACACUGUCAGUUAACGUAGGCUAUUUAUAAGCACGGAUCACUGAAGUAAGGUGCCCUAACACUUGGGAACUGUAUAAUUGGAUAAACUUUGUGUGUCGUAACCUGUCGCUUAGUUGUCGAGGAAGGUUUCUCUGCGUCAAUAGUUAAUUUUCAAAGGUUCUUCUUUUCAAAUCAAAUAAACGACACCAAUACGUCGUAUAGGAGUUUGUGUAGGCCUAACGAGAUGUGCUAAACGCACCAUUGUUACCUAUGGACUAGAUAGCACGCGUUUAGCGACCACAAAUGUCCAAAUAAAGUAAUCGAUAACCGUCGAUAACUAGGCUACCGGUAAUCAAUUUCUGUAGGCGUAGACAGUUCAAUGAUUUUGUGUUCCUAAAAAUACAUAGAGACAACUCGUGUUUCUAAAUCGACUAUAAGGCUUGUAGUGCGCAGCUGUCAAGAGUAGCGAAAAUCAAUAGUCUGUUCCUUGUGUGUCGUAUUUGCCGUCACGACACACAGUUUGGCGAUUAAAUUGAACCAGGGAGGUACCAAGAUCACGUCGGCGGUUGUCGACGCAUCUAAUUUUUUUCAAUGGAAAUUCUUAAGCUAUCGCUCUUCAUUGACAUUCUAUUGUUUUUGGUGCCUCUCCUACGAGCUGAUAUAAACCGAACGGGUUGUAAUCGCACAGUAGAAGCUGGUGAUGUUUUGGCAAAUCCCUUGUUGACCGGUUAUAAUAAAGGUCGACCCUACAAUUGCUGGUUUCUCGUGAAGCCUCGUGCUAAUAGUGCACCAAAAGACGUUGCUCUUGUCAUUGUCCUAAAAUUCCAACGUUUUCAAUGGGGACAGCUCAUCAACGCUACGACCUGCAUCGGCGGAAAUCUUAAGAUAUACGAUGGGCCGACGGCAUUGCAUGAUUCGGGCAAUCCCGGAUUCUACUGCGGGGAGAUCGAGCGAAGCAGGUUAUUUAUUUCGGAGAACAACAUGGUGAAAUUGCAUUUCUUCGCUGAGAGCUAUGAUGAUCGCUACCAAUUUGCAGUUUAUACGCGCCAGGAACAACAACAGCAACUGGUCGAACGAUACGGACACCAUCCUCCGCUCUAUCCUCACCGAAGAGGACAACCCAUGACACCUGGUUCUUUAUCUUGCGAUCGAGAAUUUACCGACUGUCGAUUGCAGACGUGUUUUGUCCAGUCACCAAACUUCCCAGGUGUCUAUCCUCGUAAUCGCCGCUGCCUUUAUCACGUAAGCACCCGGCAGCCGUUCAUCAAGCUUUUUACUGAAGACGGAGAAUUCAACGUGGAUGGCCAACGAUGCGAUAAUUACAUAAUGUGUCCACUUCGCCCCAUAGGGGAAGAAAUUUGUCCUCAUGAUUUUAUCAGGGUGUAUGACGGCAACAGCGAGUCCGCUGUGGUCAUUGGCACAUUUUGUGGCAUUGGCCGUUUCCCUUUUUCCAUCGUCGGCACAGGAACAGAUCUUCUACUAGAAUUCGUUUCUUCGACAGCUGGGCCAUUGCUAAAUACCGGUUUCCACUUCAAUGUGGAUAGCUGGCCGGGGAAUGUUGGCAGUGUCUUCAAUCAGCAUAUGGUCCAACAACCAACCGAGAAAUCAACUAACGAUUCUAAACACAAUCCAGUUUGCAGCUACGUACUGACCAGCGCAUCAUUGGAAGGCAGUGGGGAUUCAGAGGGAUUGUUCCUUUCGCCCAUGCACUGGUACCUGCCCAACACCGUUUGCACUUACCUUAUAACAGGGAAACCUGAGCAAAUCGUCCGUGUCUAUUUCCCGACAUUCCGCAUUAGCAAACCCGAUGCUCCUAUUAAGCAACCGACGGGUGACUGCAGUGAAUCAUUGACUAUCUAUGACGGAAAUACGGCUAAUCCAGCUCGAAUUAUCAAAACAUUUUGUGACACCUUUUCGAAGCCACUAGAACGAAAGGACUUUCUGUCAACGGGCAACUCCAUGUUCAUUCGCUUUCACAGUCGAAUUGGAUCGUACAGUGGAUCUUCCAUCAACUUUUGGGCCCAUUACGACUUCUUUAACAACAGUCAGCCUGAAGGACUUAAAACUGCUGAUAGCGAUUGUGACGUCGUUUAUGAGCCGGCCACUCGUACCUCAGGUCAAUGGAUUUCACCGUUCAACACCCUGCUAUUCAAACGUUCGGCAGAUUCAUCCGACCUCAAAUGCCGCUACACUUUUCAGGGUAACCGACGCAGUUCUAGUCGAGUGAUGUUGACUCUGCAAAGCGUCAAUUUGAAGUCUGUAGCAUAUCCUUGUGCGGAUCGUCUGAUUUUUCGAGAUUUGAAAAACGAUCUAACCAUACUCGACGUGAGCGCUAACCGGCUUAAAGCAACGGGCAAUUAUACAAGCACGAGAGGCAAGGGCUACCUUUGUCAACUGCAGUUCCAGAUGGGAAACAUGUCCACACCUUCACGAAUACUUUCCUCGACGCCCAGUUUGUUAGCCGCGCUUCAUAUUGAUGCUCUACGAUCAACUUCACUCUAUUUCAAAUCCAGUUCACCUGUUUUCAGUGGGAGAUACGAUUUUAUUCAUCCAUUGUACAUUUGUGGAUCACCCCGCCCUAACGUGACGGUGGACGGCGUCAUUAACUUACCACAAUAUUUCGAGGAUGGUGACGUGGUUAGUCCGUUAAUUUGUGCAUGGGAUUUCGUAAUUCAACGAGAAAAUAAAAAAGUUGCAGGAAACGAAACAGCAGCGAUGAUGUUAAACGUUGAAGUUUCCGGUUUGCUCAACCUAACACGAGUACAAAAAAUGUCACAGUGCGGCGAUCCAAACGGCAAUUUCGUUGAGGUGACUGUGCCUGGAAACGAAAUGCCGCUUCUGCUGCUCUGUUCUAAGCCGGAAAGGCAUAAUGAUUUUUAUAAAGGAAUACGGCUAAGAGAAGGAUUUGACGAUUUGGACAUAAUGAAAGAAACUCACUACCAACCUGAUGUCAAUUAUGAUUACAUCAAGUCGUCCGGAUUUAGUACUUCUCUGCCACUGUUUCAUUCGAAAUUACCACACCAUAAAGCAGUGAUCAUCGUGAAGCUAAACAACCUAAAAACCAGUUAUGGGGUUCGAAUAUCGUGGUCAGCUGUGCACUAAUAGUAUGAAUUUUCAUUUAACGUUACAGGAAGCGACUCGCAUUCACAAUGGAUUGGUUGCAUACGCCGUUGGUGAAAUUGAGUUGCGUACGUUGUGAAGUGAAAAGAACAGCAAUGGCUCUAUGCCAGAAAUUUAAUUAUAAAAGUAUGAUUUUUUUUUGUUAAGAAUAUUAGACUCUAUGCACUUCCCAUUAUUCUAUGGUAAAUAUUUCACCUGCGAAGUUUGAAGUUCGAACAGUUACACAAUAAAAUGUAUUUUCAAAAUGGAAUAAAUUGAUACCGGUACGCAA